AUGGGGAAUAAAGUACCUUUUAAGAUAUUUGAAGAUAUUUACACAAAAAAAAGUAUUGAUAAAAGUUCAGACGAUAGAAAUAAUGAAAUUAUAGAUAAUUGCACAAGGGAAUCUUUGCCAUUAAAUAUAAGAAAUAUGGAAUAUAAUAAUAUAGAGCAAAAAGAGCAUAUGAAUAAUGAAAAAAAUACUCAAGAAUACACCGAAGAUAAUGAAAAUUCUGAAAUGGAAAAAAUAAAAAAACAAAAUUUUUACUUACUUGAUGAAAGUUUAAAUUCAAAUAACAUUAAACAUCCAUGUCAUGCUCAGUGGUUUUUGUUUUGGGUUUUUGCAUCUUAUUUAAAUGAUAAAUUUUCAGAAUCAGAAAAAGAAUAUGUCCAUUCCUUUUAUUCAUAUUUUCCUGAUCAAUGCAUUGAAGGAAAAGGGAAAAAUUGUUUUACUGAAUUUUUAAAAAUUUACCCUAUCAGGGCUGAAACUAGGGAAGAAUUAAUGACGUGGUUACAAAUGUGUGAAAAUUAUUGUAGAAAAAAAGCAGAUUUACCUCUAAAAUUUUUUAAUUACAAUAAAUUAUUAAAAAGGUGGAGAUUUGAUGAUGAAUAUGUUUAA
Messenger RNA from Plasmodium gallinaceum, 603 nucleotides. RefSeq names its product conserved Plasmodium protein, unknown function. Gene Ontology annotation, molecular function: thiol oxidase activity. The coding region runs from base 1 to 603 and encodes 200 amino acids. Lineage: Eukaryota; Apicomplexa; Aconoidasida; Haemosporida; Plasmodiidae. The transcript is spliced from 3 exons. The record is from RefSeq and is a predicted model, not a curated record.